This is a messenger RNA of Penicillium brasilianum, 2052 nucleotides long. NCBI's taxonomy places the organism in Eukaryota, Fungi, Ascomycota, Eurotiomycetes, Eurotiales, Aspergillaceae. The record is from the annotation of a GenBank genome assembly.
AUGGGACGCCCAAAGGUCCUUCCAGCGAACCGCUUACGGGCCAACACCGCCUGCACGGCAUGUCGGGCGUCUAAGAAACGAUGCAGCGGCUCUUUCCCUUGCACCAAUUGCAUUAACAAGGGUCGUGGCCACACGUGUAUCCCGUUUAAGUCUAUAUCAGCCGCGGACACUCGUAGCCGCCGUGAAUCGACCCUCUCCCGACAGCCGCUAGAAAGUAUUCCAACUGCAUGGACCGAGAUCAACGCCAAUUUACAAAGUCCUCGAUCCUUGCAGAUUCAAGAUGCCAGUCCCUCUGACCGACUCAUUGGACGUCCGCUCGAAGCGGGUUCGCGAUCGCCAGAGGCAACGCAUCGCACCCAUCCUCGCAUGUUGCGGAACCUUCAAGGAGAGAGAGUUUAUGUUGGCAAGGCGGCCUCGCUGUCCUUUCUUCAACUGCUUCGUGAAACGGUGACUCAGCAUAUCGGGCCUUCGCAGUUCUCACACAACUACAAGAGUGAAGAUAUGCUAGAGACGGAGGCUCACCAUGAUCCACUAAAUUUCUCGGAAGAACACUGUAGCAUCGAUGACAAGCGCCGCUUCAUAAAAACAUGCUUCAUCGCGACCAGCGGAUUCAUUUACCUGGGAAGCGACAUAGAUGCGCUACUCUCCGAUCAAAGAGAGCCGAUGACUAGCCGUGAAGAGAUUCAUGCAGCCAUCCGCGAUCUGAUGAUCGCGAUCGGAGCACAGUCAUGUCCCGAUGAACCUGAGAAUGUUCGGGUGGAGCAAUUCUUCGUUGAGCGUGGCCAACGCAGGGCGUUUGCCAGCAUGCUCGAAGAUCCCAGCUUAGAUCUAGUGCGGGUGUUCUUACUGCUGUCGUUUUACAUGUUCGGAGCAUGUCGUCGAAAUGCAGCUUUCAUGUACCUGGGUGUGGCAUCUCGGUCAGCGGUUGCACUAGGUCUUCAUGUAGAUUCGUCGGGAUCUUUAAGUCCGAUUGAACAGAAAGAAAGAGUUUGGACGAGUCUUUGUGUAAUCGAUCUCCUGGCGAGCUCGAUUCUCGGUCGACCGCCUGCUACCGCCGGGCUACUACCCGGAAGCCGCAGAGACCUCAGCUUGAUAGAAUCAACCCCCGUUGAAGUGGGAUUGGUGGCUUCAUACCAGCUAUCAUUGAUUAUCGAUGAAAUUACCAGCCGUCUAUACAGUGAAAAGGCUGCUUCCGCCGAAACAGCAGACUUGCUCCUGACGAAGCUCAAUCGCUGGAGCGAUCAAUUACCGGAAUGUUUACGAACCCCAUCUGAAAAUGAGGAUUCCGAUGCUGCGCAGGAACGCAUCAUCGGGAAUAUGCACGUGGCAUGCUCUUAUCAUUUUGCCGUGAUUCUCGUCUCUCGACCUUUCCUUAUCUCAACAUUGAGCGUCCGACUGGCCCGGUUGCACCAGGCCUUUUCUACGGAUGGAGCGAGCGAGACAUUGGAGGAAGACCCGGCCCAUUCACGACUCGCGGCGGCAUGUAUUGACUCGGCGGUCUACAUGCUCCAGACAUGUAAAGAAAUCCAUCAAUCUGAACUGCUUCUUCGACAGAUGUCUCUUCUCAAGGCGUUUGUAUUUGCUGCAGCUCUAGUCCUCGGCUUCUCAAUGUUCUCCCACCGUGAUGUCGAUACCGAAAUCGACAGUGCAUUUACUGGCGCCCUAUCUAUUCUGCAAAUGCUUGCGCAGCAAUCUGCACAAGCAGCCCACUAUCUAGAAAUCCUUACGUUACUCCAAGCAGCCGUCACACAGCAACGACAACGACUCUCAGCCCAAGCACGUCAACGACGAAGCCAGUAUGUCAGUCGAAUCUUCAGCCUGAGCGAUACUCCGUCGACACCCCGGAUGCAGGGCGCGGACAGCAGCCGAAGAGGUAGUACGACUCCACUCCUCGUCCAGGGAGGUCCAUUUUAUCCAUGGAUUCCAAAUGACGAAGGAGCCGCUAUUGCGACGCCGCCGAUAAUGGAUGGGGCGUUUCUGGACUGGGAAGGGAUGGAAUUGCCGCUGUGGGAUAGUUUUCCAUUUACCGAGCCGGGAUCAUCGGUGCUAUGA